AUGUCGCAACCGUACGGCGAAUCAGCUGGCUACUACGGUGGCCAGCAGCAACAACAGCAACCUUACGAUCCAAAGUAUGCCCAGCAAUACAACAACGGGUACCAGCAGGGCUAUGCUCCUCCUCCUCCUCAACCCUACGGCUAUGAGAAUGGGAGUAAUGGCUACGGAUAUAAUGCGCCGCCCCAGGGCCACGAUCCGGAAAAGUACACUUUCGAGGAGGCGUUCAAGAUUGAGAAGCCAAAGUGGAAUGAUCUCUGGGCUGCUAUUCUGUUCAUCCUUGUGUUCCUCGGAUUCGCAGCAGUCUCUGGGCUCACGAUAUCUGGCUACUCAUCUACCAAGUCUCUCAAUGGUGGCGGCAUCUACGAUGGCGGCAACACCUUCGGCCUAAGCACCCACACCAUCGUUCUCUUCGCCUUCUGUCUCGCUGUCGCCGUGGUCCUGAGUUAUGCCUAUGUCUGGCUUGCGCGCCUGUUUCCCAAGGCCUUCAUCUGGGUCACGGGCAUCCUCAACAUCGUCUUCGCAUUGGUUACGGCCAUUUACAUGCUUUCAAGACGCUACUACUCUGGCGGCAUCGUCUUCUUGAUCUUCGGUGUGUUUUUGGUUAUCGCCUUCAUCAGCUGGAUCCCGCGCAUCCCCUUUUCGGCCCUGAUGCUCAAGACCUCGAUCAAAGUCUCAAAGAAGUACGGCCACGUCUAUCUGGUGUCUUUCAUCGGCGGUAUGAUUGGUGCCGCCUUUGGCGCCUGGUACUCUGUUACUCUGGUUGCGACGUACUCCAAGUACCAGCCCUCUCCCAACAACCCACAGUGCAGGAGCGGCCAAUGCGGUCAAGGCAAGGUCAUCGGCAUCAUUGUCUUCAUCACCUUUGCCAUGUACUGGAUCUCCGAGGUUCUCAAGAACGUCAUCCACGUCACCAUCUCGGGCGUGUACGGGUCAUGGUACUUUUGCGUCAACAAUUUCCCCAGGGGCGCGACUCGCGGCGCGCUGAAGCGAUCUUUGACCUACAGCUUUGGAUCUAUUAGCUUCGGUAGCUUGAUUGUCGCCAUCAUCAACUUCUUGCGCCACCUUUGCUCCGUUGCCAGGUCUCAGGCAGCCGGCGAUGGCAACAUUGUUGGAUAUGUCCUGUUUUGCAUUCUCGGCUGCAUCAUCGGCCUUCUCGACUGGGCCGUGUCGUUCCUUAACCGCUAUGCAUUCUCGCACAUUGCACUCUACGGCAAGGCGUACAUUCCCGCCGCGAAGGAUACCUGGAAGAUGAUCAAGGAUCGUGGCAUCGAUGCCCUUGUCAAUGUGAGUUUUCUUAUGAUACGUGACAGAGUAAAGUGCGCAGCUAACCGAACAACCAGGAAUGCCUCAUUGGACCCGUCCUCUCCUUUGGCGCCGUUUUCAUCGGCUAUGCCUGCGCUUUCCUUGCCUACCUGUACAUGGUCUUCACCCACCCUGCCUACAACCAGACCGGAAGCUACACUCCCGUUGUGGUCGCUUUUGCGUUCCUCAUCGGUAUGCAAAUCGCCAACGUGUUCACGACGCCCAUUUCCAGUGGCAUUGACACGAUCUUUGUUGCCGCGGCUUGGGAUCCUCAAGUUAUGA
Messenger RNA from Colletotrichum truncatum, 1584 nucleotides. RefSeq names its product protein PNS1. Gene Ontology annotation, biological process: transmembrane transport. Gene Ontology annotation, molecular function: transmembrane transporter activity. Gene Ontology annotation, cellular component: plasma membrane. The record is from RefSeq and is a predicted model, not a curated record. NCBI's taxonomy places the organism in Eukaryota, Fungi, Ascomycota, Sordariomycetes, Glomerellales, Glomerellaceae.